AUGACUUACAAGAUCAGCAACAUCUAUGUCAUCACGGCCUUCCUUGUCAUUGGGGGGCUGCUGCAAGGUUUUGACAUAUCCUCUCUUUCAGCGAUCCUGAGUACCAAGCCAUUCAAAGAAGAGUUUGACAGCCCAACGGCUGAUCAACAGGGCGGUAUUACUGCUAGCAUUUCCGGCGGAUCAUUCUUAGGAUGCCUUGUCAAUAUGUUUGUAGUCGAUAGAUUCGGUCGCAGAUAUACUUUGAUGGCAGGAUGCAUUAUAUUUGUCAUCGGUGCCGUAAUAUGUACGGCUAGCGUUGAUAUUGCCAUGUUAAUCGUCGGCAGGCUUCUAUGUGGUGGAGCAGUGGGCAUGUUCACAUCCACAGGGCCGUUAUUCCUAGCCGAAUUGUCCCGCCCUGAGACUAGAGGUCGCAUCUUGAGUUUCCAACAAUGGAGUAUCACUUGGGGAGCUCUCAUCAUGUAUUACAUCACUUUCGGCACCUCGUACACAAAGACUGAGGCGGUAUUCCGCGUUCCGUGGGCUGUACAAAUGUUUCCUGCUCUCGUCCUGUUUACUGCUUUAUUCUUCAUACCCGAAUCACCCCGCUGGCUCGCUUCUCAAGACAGAUGGGAGGAGGCGCUUGAUGUACUUGCUAGCGUACAUGGACAAGGCAAUCAUCAAGCCCCAAUUGUACAGGCGCAAUAUGCUGAAAUUCGAGAAUCAAUGGCAGUUUCAGAAUCACAGGGCGAGGUGAAGUGGGCUGAGUUGAUCCAUCGUGACAACAUCCAUCGCAUUUCGAAUGGAAUAUUUGUCCAUAUCUGGACGCAACUGAGUGGCAAUAAUGCCUUGCUAUACUACAUUGUCUACAUCUUCCAGAUGGCUGGCCUUACUGGAAAUGUUAAACUCAUUGCAUCCAGUGUUCAGUAUAUCAUCAACGUCGUCUUCACUCUACCAGCCAUUUUAUUUCUCGACCGAAUUGGCCGGCGUCCUGCACUGAUUGGAGGGGCAUUUUUCAUGAUGAUAUGGUUGUACUCUACUGCUGGCGUUAUGGCACAGUAUGGUCACUAUGUCCCCGGCGGCUUCGAUGGGUCAAGCGCGGUGACUUGGACGAUGAAUGAUGACGCGAAAUCAGCCAAGGCCGCCGUCAUCGCAUUUACUUAUCUUCUUGUUGCAACAUAUAGCUUCACCUGGGCCCCUAUUUCGUGGUGCUAUCCGUCCGAGAUUUAUCCCAUACGCUUGAGAGGCAAGGCUGUUUCUAUCGCGACGUCAGCCAACUGGAUCUUGGGUUUCGCCAACAAUUACUACACUCCCCCGGCAUUUCAGAAUAUCCAGUGGAAGACAUUCAUCAUUUUCGGCACUUUCAAUGUGGUCGCAUGUCUACACGCGUUCUUUUUCUUCCCGGAGACCAAAAGGAGAAGUCUUGAAGGUUAG
Molecule: messenger RNA, 1410 nt
Organism: Trichoderma aggressivum f. europaeum
Lineage: Eukaryota; Fungi; Ascomycota; Sordariomycetes; Hypocreales; Hypocreaceae
Exons: 3
Coding region: 1-1410 (469 amino acids)
Biological process (GO): carbohydrate transport; transmembrane transport
Cellular component (GO): membrane
Molecular function (GO): carbohydrate:proton symporter activity
Source: RefSeq, a predicted model, not a curated record